Rodentolepis nana is the source of this 864-nucleotide messenger RNA. Lineage: Eukaryota; Metazoa; Platyhelminthes; Cestoda; Cyclophyllidea; Hymenolepididae. The record is from the annotation of a GenBank genome assembly.
AUUGUACAUUUUUUUUGCGAAUUUACUAUUGAUGGUAAGUUACCUAUUUUGUGUUUUUACCAUCAAUCAAAGCUAAUUGGUUUUGCUGUAUUUACAAUGUCCGUUUUAAUAUCACUAAACAAAGCAAAUACUCCCGAAAUACUUGGAAACUACUUGUUUAAUGUCGGCUCCUAUGUAUCUCUUUUCUGUUCAACCUUCUUACUCCUUCUUCCUGUUUGGGGAUCAAUCGCUUUAAAGCGAUACAGUGUAUUAAUGCUAAUUUUGUACAUAAUAGGAAUAACCAUCUUGAUACUCAUUACAUUCUGUGGUGGGGUGGCUCUGCUCGCUUUUCCAGCUCCUCUCGGAACUGCAGUGAGAACUGAAAUGAACAGGACACUAUUCAGAGACUAUGGCAAAAAGGGUUUUAUAACAGACGCUUGGGACUUUAUGCAGUCUCAGUUACGCUGUUGUGCCGUUGAUGAUAAUGGCUGGACUGCAUAUCGCAGUUCUUGGUGGGAUCUAUCUGUCAACGCGUACUUCUAUAACGUUAGUUCAUUGUUAUCAGACACUAGCUCCUUCUACAAACGAGUUCCAGAAUCUUGCUGCCUCACUCUUAUUGACCCUCUUACUGGUCAUCCAACUGGGCAGUUUAAGAGCAUUGAACAGUGUCAAGGUUGGCAAUAUGGACCUCCAAGAUUCUUCGUAGGUGCCCAUAACGACGCAGUUUACUACAGGGGUUGUUUUUCGGCAAUCAAAUCCUAUCUCAAACGAUAUAGCAUACCCGUGGGCUCCCUUACACUCAUCGCUAGUGUCCUAUUGUCUUACUUGUUUUACGAUAUAGAGAUAUACCAAAAAGCAAAAGAAGGCUUUACAAGUGAAGCAUAA